Molecule: messenger RNA, 1992 nt
Organism: Acytostelium subglobosum LB1
Lineage: Eukaryota; Evosea; Eumycetozoa; Acytosteliales; Acytosteliaceae
Exons: 1
Coding region: 1-1992 (663 amino acids)
Biological process (GO): protein phosphorylation
Molecular function (GO): ATP binding; protein kinase activity
Source: RefSeq, a predicted model, not a curated record
AUGCCCAACACACUACAGUGUCAAGAGGAUGAGACGAUCAAGUUUGAGUGUAACACAUUCAACUUGGAGACGAGAAAGCAGCUGCAUACUCAUCUCAUUCGACCUGUUGGCAUCGAUGAUGAUUCAGAUGCAUUCGAAGAGUGGGCCAGCAAGAUUGUGAGAGUCGAGUUCCCAUCUCCACUACUCGAGACAGGCAUUGAGAUCAUCGAUGUUCCAGGCUUCAGCAAGUCUGAUCAAGCAUCAUUGUUCAGCAUCCGCAAGCAGUUCUUCAAUGUAUAUAAGCCCACUGGCAUCCUCUUCUGUUACCCAAACACAUUUUCUGACGCCGAGGUGUUGGCUGUCAAGGACCUGAAUGAAUCACUCCCUGGAAACUGGAGCAAGACCAGUGAAUACUUCUUCUUUGCCAACACCAAGACAUCCAAGAGUGAGGUGGCAACCAACAAUAACAUCGGCCAGGGUGAGGACGUGCCACUCGAGUUGAUCGACAGCCACUCUGUCAACUGCUUCUCCAAGGUGAAGUCAUCAAGCAUCAGCACGCCCAUGUGUGUUGAUCAGAGACGAUUUGGAAUUGUCAAUGCAUUGGACUUUAUCAAACAACCUCGAUCAGUUGAGAACAGAUAUAUAUUCAAGCAAUUCAUCAAUCGACUCAUAAGAUGGAUGAUCAGGUUGUUCCAAUGUCAGUCGAUUAUCAUUUCAAAAAUAAUCUUUCAAGAGUGUCACUUUAUGACAAUCAAGGUUAUAUCUUUCUCAAAGUACAUUGGCAAUGAUAAAGACUUUGGAAGGAUGCUCCAGGAAGCCAAUGUGUUGGUUGACACUUAUUCAAAGAACCUAGGUGAUGCCGUGUCCAAGAUCAUCGAUACUAUCCCAUCAGUCAUCAAGUCAGCAUUCGCCCAGGAGUCCAACCAGUUGAUCAUCCAAAGCGCUCAUGACAACAUCACCAACACUUCAAAUAAUGUGAAUGAUCCAAAGCCCAUGAAGUACAUCAUUGAGGACAUCAUCAAGUUGGCACUCAAUCCAAUCGAUAGGCUCAUCAACAAUGAGAUUCACUCACUCACAGACAUCUUGCUUUACAAAAAUUCGGACAUUGUUCAGGAGCUGCUCAACAACGCCAUGGAGGCCAACACCAGCGAUAGUGUACACAAGAAAGAUGUUGUCCAUCAUCUCUUUGGAUCAAUCAAGAGCGCAAUCAGUCCGUAUGAAGGCAUCAUGCGACACUUCAAGGAGCCCAAGAUGGUAUGGAGCGAGUUCAACACACAGAUCAGGAAGUAUCCCGAAACGAUUAGCAUUCGAACAAUGAAGAGGAAUGCUGUACAGGUGGUACAGGGCAACAUAUCAAGAUUCAAAGUACAUAUCAAGCGACAUCACGAUAUUUUGGGACACAUUGUCCGGGCAUCCACCACGCUAAACAACAACAUCGAUACAUCAUUGCCCAAAUACAUAUCACUAUUCAAUGAUAUGUAUGCACUCAGGAGUCAUUUACUGCUCCCGUUCGAUCUCAAAGUCGAUCGAUCCAAGGUGGUUGCCCGCGGAACCAUCGGGCCAGUGUACAAGGGGUCGUUCAGGAACAAGUCAUUCAUGGUACAGGUGGUCAACUUUGCAGAGCUACCUCUAAGUUACCAAUUCGAAUUGACAAAACAGGUUAUGUCAGGAUACAACGUCGCCAAGGGUAUACCAAUUAUACCACUUCACUCAAUGUUCAAACAACAUUGUCAUCAACAACAGCAACAACAACAAAAUGGUGUAGGUGACAUUGAGGAGUGGCUCUUGGUGUACAAGAAACAGAGCCCUUUGUUGCCAUACCUCGAGAAGAAUAUCUCAACGAUGAGUAUCACUCAAUCAAUGACAAUGAUCAAUCAAUUGGCCAAAGCAUUGGAGUAUUUACAAGACGAGAGUGAUCCAACUCAUUAUAGGUUUAGGUUAGAGUCCAUUUACAUUAAUCCUAGCACAAAGGAUAUAUACUUAGCAAAGUUUGGAUAUGUUGAGUCGACUUGA